Molecule: messenger RNA, 279 nt
Organism: Plenodomus lingam JN3
Lineage: Eukaryota; Fungi; Ascomycota; Dothideomycetes; Pleosporales; Leptosphaeriaceae
Source: RefSeq, a predicted model, not a curated record
AUGGCGAAAAGGAAACGCAAUACCGCAAAUGUCACUCUGGCGAACAAAAAGCAGACUACAUCUGGAAUACCGAGUCCACCACAUGACACAGCGCCGCUCGAUCCAACAAACAUAAACUCAAUCAUUAGCCCAGAGGAGAUUGAAGUUACGGUUGAAACCUUGCAAGCACUAUCAUCACAUCCAGCGUUAAUCAAAUCGAAAGUAUGCAAAGAUCUUCGGACAGCAGUAUACGACUUUCGUCAGGCAUGCACAACUGGGCUUAACUCGGCCGGGCAGUAA